CACUUAAACGUUUACAUGCCAGGAAAAGAGGGUAAACUGUGCCCCUUGUUUCCACAAUGCACUUUUACAACAAGUGAAGAAAAUAUUCAAAAUGCCGAUGCUGUUAUCUUUGAAAACAGUCAACUGCCACUGCAAUACUCAAAGACAGAAAUGCCGCCAAAACGUUCUGUACAUCAACAAUGGAUCUGGUUUAUUUCUGAGUGCCCGAACUACCUUUCAAUAAAUCUAAACUCUUACAGUGGUAUUUUUAACUGGACCAUAACAUAUAGAAAUGACUCUGACGUGUCAGGUGCCUGGGGGUCUUCAUAUUUGGUAUAUAAGAGACUCAAAGGUGCUGAUCUUGAUCCCAAAACAGACUUUUCACUUGGUAAAACAAAGCUUGCUGUUUGGUUUAUCAGUAAGUGCUCAUCGCGUGCCCACCGCAUCAUCUAUGCAAAGGAAUUGCUGAAGCAUAUUCACAUCGACAUCUUUGGAAAAUGCGGACAGUUAGUCUGUGAGAAGCAGGACUUCCAGUGCACGGUGGGAUACAUUCGCCAAUACAAGUUUUAUCUUGCGUUUGAAAAUAUGAAAUGUAAGAAAUACAUAACGGAGAAAUUCUGGAGACACGCUCUUGGUAACAAUGUUGUUCCAGUUGUGCUAGGAGCACCUAGAAAAGACUAUGAGUACUUGGCGCCUCCAAACUCCUUUAUACAUGUCGAUGACUUUGAAUCACCAAAAGCCUUAGCUGGUUAUCUGAAAUUACUUGACAAUGACAAAGAGAUGUACAAUCAAUACUUCAAGUGGAAGACAAAUCCUCCACAAAGCAUCCCCUUGGAUGAUGGAGUAUGGUGUAAUUUAUGUAGAAAUCUCAUUGAAAUAUGCCCGACUUCUAGAAAGAUGUAUACUAAUCUAGAUAAAUGGUACAGAGGCGAAAACAAUGAUGAAUGCGAACCAGAUAUUGAUGUGGCAUAUAACGAGGUACACUUUUGA
Branchiostoma belcheri (Belcher's lancelet) is the source of this 969-nucleotide messenger RNA. RefSeq names its product glycoprotein 3-alpha-L-fucosyltransferase A-like. The coding region runs from base 16 to 969 and encodes 317 amino acids. The transcript has a single exon. The record is from RefSeq and is a predicted model, not a curated record. Gene Ontology annotation, molecular function: alpha-(1->3)-fucosyltransferase activity. Gene Ontology annotation, cellular component: membrane. Lineage: Eukaryota; Metazoa; Chordata; Leptocardii; Amphioxiformes; Branchiostomatidae.